AUGGAAAGUGUUUGUCGUGACACUUUUGGAUAUUUCAAUGCAAGUAUAUUUAAAUUGUGGACAUGUUCUCUUUGUUUUUCAUACCUCUUCCAAGAUUCAGCUCAUCUGAGUCCAAACCGGAAUACAUCGUAUCCGUUACUUAUUUCCAAAUAUAAUGACUUAGGAUUAAUUCCGGAUGUUUCAAAUACCAGUGCUACGUUAGAAGUUUGUAAAUAUUUGGAUGGAACAAGUUGUGAGAGAUGGAAAAGUUGUUGUCGGUCGGCUGUCGAAUGUUGCAAAUCGCAAGUAUCAGAAAGAGAAUUAAAACACAAAACACUGUCCACCUUGCAAUGUCCCAAAACAUGGGAUGGAUUUGGAUGUGUUUCGGAAGCAAAUGCUGGAAGUAUUGCUGAUAUUAGAUGUCCUAAUUUUGUUCAGUACGGAUUUUCAUCAGAUUACGGUACGAAGAAAUGUACAAAGAAUGGCACAUGGUGGAGGGAUCCAGUUUCUAACAGGGAAUGGACGGACUAUACACCAUGUCUUAAUCUUAGGAUCUACAAGACUAUGGUGUAUGUAGGUGUUAUUUGUUGUAGCAUCAGUUUGAUUCUACUCAUACCAGCUUCUCUUACAUUUGUAUGUCUAAGGCAAUUGAGAACUCAGAAUAGAAUCCGUCUUCAUCUUUGUUUAUUUUUAUCUUUCAUCCUGACUUGUGUAACAACAUUGAUGUGGGACAUAUUUAUAUACAACGACCGUCUGGACAAUCCCGCAUCAAAGACUAGAAUGCAGCAGAAUACAAUAAUUUGUCGUGUUUUAUACACAUUUAACAGAUAUGCUAAUUCAAGUAACUAUUUCUGGAUGUUUUGUGAAGGGUAUUACUUACACAAACUGGUGUUACACGCUUUUAAAGUACCAACAAAUCUCGCUUGGUAUUACAUUGUUGGCUGGGGCGGGGCAUUGACACCUGUUAUAGCUUACCUGAUCAUAAGAUUACAAACAGCAGAUAACGAAUGUUGGGUAAAAAAUAUUGGGAUUUAUGAGUGGAUUAUUUACAUCCCAAACCUACUUUGCAUAUUGAUGAACAUGGUAUUUCUAUGUAGUAUACUCAAGAUUCUCUUGACGGGGUUACAAAAUCAUCCAAAUGAACCAAGCAAUUUUAGACGUGGCAUCAAAGCAACAUUCUUACUGGUACCAUUAUUUGGUAUUCAGCUAUUCUUUAUCAUCUACCGACCACCAGAGGAAACAGCAUACAGAUUUCCAUACGAAGUUAUUUCAAAAUUGAUUAUUGAUUCUCAGGGAACAAUAGUAUCGCUGGUCUUUUGUUAUAUGAAUUCAGAGGUACAUUCAUCAUUGAAAUAUUGUUGGCAUGGCACUGAAUUACCCUGUACCCGAGGAAACCAAAGAGACUUUGUGCACAAUUUUUCUGCUAGUCACAUAUCACUCACAAACAUUCGUUCACCUAUUCAAAUGAAUGGAUAUAACAAAGCUUUCAAACCCAAGAAAGCUAUCAAAAUAGAUGACAAAACACACGAAUACGUAUUUGCGUAA
Messenger RNA from Mytilus trossulus (common blue mussel), 1524 nucleotides. RefSeq names its product calcitonin gene-related peptide type 1 receptor-like. The coding region runs from base 1 to 1524 and encodes 507 amino acids. Gene Ontology annotation, cellular component: plasma membrane. Lineage: Eukaryota; Metazoa; Mollusca; Bivalvia; Mytilida; Mytilidae. The transcript has 11 exons. Gene Ontology annotation, molecular function: G protein-coupled peptide receptor activity. The record is from RefSeq and is a predicted model, not a curated record. Gene Ontology annotation, biological process: adenylate cyclase-modulating G protein-coupled receptor signaling pathway; cell surface receptor signaling pathway.